CCGCCGCUCUCUCGCUCGCUCUCUCCGCGGCGCUCUGAGGUGGUGUGGGGCGCAAAGCCCCCCCCCCCCCCCGGCCCGGGUGAGGCGCGGGCGGCGGGAUGCGGCGGCGGCCGUGGCGGAGUCGCGGUCCGGGCGGACAGGCGCGGUGAUGAGCGUAGGCAGCUACCGCCAUGUCCAAGGUAACGGCGCCCGGGCCCGGGCCGCCGGUGGCGGCGGGCGGGAAGGAGAAGCGCUCGUUCAGCAAGCGGCUGUUCCGGAGCGGCCGCGCCGGGGGCGGCGGCGGCGCUGGGGGCCCCGGGCCUGCCGCGCCCUCGUCGCCGUCGUCGGCGCGCUCGGUGGGCAGCUUCAUGAGCCGCGUCCUCAAGACGCUGUCCACGCUUUCGCACCUCAGCUCCGAGGGCGCCGCCCCGGACCGCGGCGGCCUCCGCAGCUGCUUCCCGCCCGGGCCGGCCUCCGCGCCGACGCCGCCGCCGUGCCCGCCGCCGCCCGCCUCGCCCGCGCCUCCCGCCUGCGCUUCGGAGCCGGUGCCCGGCGUGGCGGGGCUCCGCAACCACGGCAACACGUGCUUCAUGAACGCCACGCUGCAGUGCCUCAGCAACACCGAGCUCUUCGCCGAGUACCUGGCCCUGGGCCAGUACCGGGUGGGCCGGCCGGAGCCCUCGCCUGAGCCAGAGCAGCCGGCGGGUCGCGGCCCGCACGGCCAGGGUGAGGUCACCGAGCAGCUGGCGCACCUGGUGCGGGCGCUCUGGACGCUGGAGUACACCCCGCAGCACAGCCGAGACUUCAAGAGUAUCGUAUCAAAGAAUGCUCUGCAGUAUCGAGGAAAUUCCCAGCAUGAUGCCCAGGAGUUUCUGCUAUGGCUUUUGGAUCGAGUUCAUGAAGACCUUAAUCAUGCUGUGAAACAGAGUGGCCAGCCCCCUUUGAAGCCACCAUCAGAGACUGAUAUGAUGCCUGAGGGACCAUCUUUUCCUGUCUGUAGCACUUUUGUACAAGAACUCUUUCAAGCCCAGUAUAGAUCUUCUUUGACAUGUCCUCAUUGUCAGAAACAAAGCAACACUUUUGACCCUUUCCUCUGCAUUUCUUUGCCAAUUCCACUACCCCACACAAGGCCUCUCUAUGUCACUGUAGUGUAUCAAGGGAAAUGUUCCCACUGCAUGAGGAUUGGUGUGGCUGUGCCUCUGUCUGGGACUGUUGCCAGACUUCGGGAAGCUGUGUCUAUGGAGACAAAGAUCCCCACUGAUCAGAUUGUGUUAACGGAAAUGUACUAUGAUGGGUUCCAUCGUUCCUUUAGUGACACAGAUGACCUGGAGACAGUUCAUGAAAGUGAUUGCAUUUUUGCCUUUGAGACUCCAGAAAUAUUUAGGCCUGAAGGAAUUCUCAGUCAAAGAGGCAUUCACUUAAACAACAAUUUAAACCACUUGAAAUUUGGCUUGGAUCACCACAGACUGUCUUCCCUACCAUCAACAGCAGCAAAACCAGGGAAAGUGGACUUGCCCACCAGAGUGGCAAGCGACAAGAUUGUUCUGCUUGUGUGUAACCGGGCCUGUACUGGGCAGCAAGGGAAAAGAUUUGGAUUGCCUUUUGUCCUGCACCUAGAGAAGACAGUAGCAUGGGACCUUCUGCAGAAGGAGAUCUUGGAGAAGAUGAAAUAUUUCUUGAGGCCUACUGUCAGCAUCCAGGUGUGUCCGUUCAGUUUGCGUGUGGUCAGUGUUGUGGGAAUAACUUACUUGCUGCCUCAGGAAGAACAGCCCUUGUGCCACCCAACAGUAGAAAGGGCAUUAAAGUCCUGUGGACCAGGUGGCACAGCUCAUGUGAAACUGGUAGUAGAAUGGGACAAGGAGACAAAAGAUUUCUUGUUUGUAAACACUGAAGAUGAGUAUAUCCCUGAUGCAGAGAGUGUCCGACUGCAGAAGGAGCAUCAUCAUCAGCCACAAACCUGCACUUUAUCCCAGUGUUUCCAACUCUACACCAAAGAAGAACGGCUUGCUCCAGAUGAUGCAUGGCGGUGCCCACACUGCAAGCAGCUGCAACAGGGGAGCAUCACAUUAAGCCUGUGGACUCUGCCUGAUGUGCUUAUUAUACACCUUAAGAGAUUCCGCCAGGAAGGAGACAGGCGUAUGAAACUUCAGAACAUGGUCAAGUUCCCCUUAACUGGCCUGGACAUGACACCUCAUGUGGUUAAGAGAAGCCAGAGCAGCUGGAGCUUGCCAUCUCAUUGGUCCCCAUGGAGACGGCCCUAUGGACUCGGGAGGGACCCUGAGGACUACAUCUAUGACCUGUAUGCUGUGUGCAAUCAUCAUGGCACCAUGCAAGGGGGGCACUACACAGCAUACUGUAAGAACUCCGUGGACGGUCUCUGGUAUUGCUUCGAUGACAGUGAUGUACAGCAGCUGUCAGAAGAUGAGGUGUGCACACAGACAGCUUACAUACUUUUCUACCAGAGGCGGACAGCCAUCCCGUCUUGGUCGGCCAAUAGCUCAGUGGCAGGUUCCACAAGUUCUUCUCUGUGUGAACACUGGGUGAGCCGGCUCCCAGGGAGCAAGCAAGCCAGCGUGACCUCUGCAGCUUCCUCCAGACGUACCUCGUUGGCCUCACUCUCUGAGUCUGUGGAGAUGACAGGGGAAAGGAGUGAAGAUGAUGGAGGCUUUUCUACUCGACCAUUCGUGAGAAGUGUGCAGCGUCAGAGCCUGUCAUCCAGAUCUUCUGUCACCAGCCCCUUGGCCGUCAAUGAAAAUUGCAUGCGACCUUCUUGGUCCCUGUCUGCCAAGCUACAGAUGCGCUCCAGUUCUCCUUCCCGCUUCUCAGGGGACUCCCCGAUCCAUGGAUCUGCCUCCACUCUUGAAAGGAUUGGGGAGGCAGGUGAUGACAAAGUCUCUAUUUCAUGCUUCGGUAGUCUACGGAACCUUUCUGGUAGCCACCAGGAAUCAAGUGACAGUCACAGAAGAGAGCACAAGGCUAUGGGCCGGGCCCCACUGGCUGUCAUGGAAGGUGUAUUCAAAGAUGAGUCAGACUCUCGAAAAUUGAACUCCAGUGUUGUAGACACACCAAGCAAAAAUCUAGCACAAGGGGAUUGCUUGGCCCCCGUCUCUGAUCCUUUUGAUAAUAAUAACCAGAUUGCUUAUGUGGAUCAGAGUGAUUCUGUUGACAGCUCUCCAGUCAAAGAGGUAAAACCUUCAAGCCACUCAGACUCCCUCACAAAGAAGCCAGAGAGCACAACCAAGAGAUCCCCUAGUUCCAAAGGCACUUCUGAGCCAGAGAAGAGCAUGCGGAAGGGGAGGCCAGCUUUGGCCAGCCAGGAAUCUUCUCUUUCAAGCCCAUCCCCUUCUUCACCUGUUCCUAUGAAGGUUUCCAUGAAACCUGCCCACUGUCGGAGCAAAGCAGAUUCUUCCAGGGCCAGUGGAAGACAUUCGUCGCCUGCCUCUACCCAACCCAAAAAAGAGUCAUCCCCAAAGUCCCAGGAAUCCAUGUCCUCUCCUUCACCACAGAAGCAAAAGUCUGCUUCUGCCUUCACUUAUUCCUCUUCCUCCAUAUCUGCCAAAAAAGCCUCAGGCCCUGCCACCAGGGGCUCCUUCCCUUCUGGGAAGAGCAGGACUUCUGACCGGAGCUUGAGUAGAGAGGGUUCUAGACAAAGCUUAGGUUCUGACAGAGCCAGUGUCACCUCCACCUCCACCUCCAAACCCAGUUCCCCUCGAGUGAAUCAGGCCAGAGCAGGAGACAGCAGAGUUGAUGGCAAACACGUUCGGAGCUCCUCCAUGGCCAGUCUGCGCUCACCUAGCACAAGUGUGCGCUCUGGGUUGAAGAGAGACAGCAAGUCUGAGGACAAGGGGCUGUCCUUCUUUAAGUCGGCGUUGAGACAGAAAGAAACCCGGCGGUCUACUGAUCUUGGCAAGACAACCUUGCUGUCCAAAAAGGCUGGUGGGAACCCUGUCAAGUCAGUCAGUAAGAACACAACAGAUGACAAGGCAGAGAAAGGCCAUCAGACCCCAGGCUCACAGCAGCCAAACACAAAUGCAGUUGGAAAAGAACAGCUUGUCUCCAAGGACCCUGCUUCUGCUAAACAUUCCUUGCUAUCUGCUCGCAGAUCCAAGUCUUCCCAGCUAGAUUCUGGAGUUCCCUUGUCUCCCAGUAGCAGGCUGGCCAGCGAGAAAGGCUCCAAAAAGCUAUCGUCUAGCAUGCAAACCUCUGCACGGCCUUCUCAAAAACCUCAGUGAUCUUCUGCAAUCCGGGUGUUUUAUCUGUACAGAUGUUUAUUUAUUUAGAACUCUUCCCUUCCCACUAAAGCCCUCUAUGAUUUUAUUUUGUAUUUUUUGGGGGGUCAUGUGCCUGACUGUGUGAGAGAGUAUGAGUAUGUGUGUGUGUGUGUGUGUGUGGAAUUCAAAUUGUUAAAAGUGUCGCCUUAUUCUACCAUUGAACCAAAUAACAGCCAUAGGCAAAGCAUUGAUACCAAGCUAACUGGAAUAACUGUAGAAAAUAAUCUAGAUAGUCCUUUUAGCAAUUGUACCUAUUUCUUUUUAGAGAACGCUAAUGACUUGUGUUGGACACUAGGGUUUGGAAACUUAUGAACCAAUUAAGUUAUCAGUGUGUAGACAGAUGAACUGUUUGACUUGGGUUUCAUCUGAGCAGAAUUUAUCUUCGUAUAGAUUGUUGAGUGGCAUCAAGAACUUAAGAAACAAACAAAAAACAAAAACUGUGACGCUAACAACAAAAUAAACUGAGGGAAAACUUGCUUUCUGCACUUUGGCCCCACCUCCCAGUUUUUGUAAAGGCAAUAUCUUAACACUAAUGUUUCUCAGGUAUAUAUACUCAGCUAGUCUAGGGUUGAUGCACAUUACUAAUAAAUGGGCUCAAGAGGAAGGUAACAUGGGGGGAGGUGGUAACUGUGUCCUUUCUCCUACUGCCACAGGUAGAGGUUUCAGAAAUAGACAUAAACUCUUUUGCUACCUUCAUAUCUGCAGUGAUAUGCAUAUCCUCGCCUGUCUUGAUUCCUUGGAUAUGUUCUAAGAUUGUGUAAGUUUUGGAUAGUCAGAAAGCCAGUCACUAAUUUUUUUUUUCUAAAUUUGCUCUCUGAGGCUAUUGGAAUUAUGAAUUGUAGCAGAGCAGUUAAUGCCUUUGAAAGAUUCCCAGAAAAAAAUUCUAUUCCAAGCUGGAAGCCUGAGUUGAUAGCAUUUUCUUCCCUGAUGCGGCUUUUUUUCUGUCAGAUAUUGAGGAUCUCAUCCCACCUCUUGUGUGCAUGCUUACUGCCUUGUCUUGUUGCUUGGAAAAGAAAGAAGUUGCCUCCUACCCAGAGUCACUGACGAUGGUGUGUUGACAUGAUGUGAGACAAAGCAUUACAUGUGCACUUUGGAUCCUUCCCAUCAGUCCUCCUUUUGACUGCUUUUCAGGAAGUCUUAUGUCUGCUCUGUUCUGAAGAGUUUAUCUCAGACCUAGAACUCAGCAGAGUCUGGCAUACGUUCGUUCCCUCUGGCUCGUAGUUGCAAAUUGCAUUAUUAUAUAUGAAGAGGGGAACCUCACUGAAUUUUCACAGGCAAAACACAGUUUUCCAAACCUUGGUGAAAUUGCUUGGAAAUACUUUCCAGCCCAGUUUUUUAGUAUCUUCUUUUUUUUCUAAUAUCAAGAGAAUCAUGGUCUUGAUCUUAGAGUAACAUUUGUCACUUUGUCAUUAAAUACAGCAUGUUGAGUUUAUGUGUUACUAAAUACUAAGGCUCAUGGUUCCCAGGUCCAUACAAACUCCCUUUUGAGUAUUUCUGUGAAACGACUGCAGUGCACAGGUGCAUGCAGUUUUGGUUUCUGCACUGUCCUUUUGUUCUUUUUUGUUUUGUUUAUUUUAUGAAUACUUAUUGGGAAGUAUUUCCAGUAGGUUACUUAAGUUUAUUUUGCUGCUAAUGUGGACAUUAGCUGGUAGCUUGCAGGGUCAGGGUGGCUGGGAUUUUCAGCCCUUUUGUGGUAUUUGAGGCUUAGAUGUUCAGCCUCAUGCACAUUACCACAGUGCUCCACAAAGUCCAGUGUGUGUGAGCCAGUGUCCACUGCACUCAGUCCUGUAUUGGCUGCUUCUGUGUCCCCCCUUGUGGCUCCCCAAAGCAUUGAGGCUCUCUGCUCUGCCUUGGUGUGACUGAGGUGACAGCUGCCUUUGCAUGUCAUCAUUGUUCAGUGGCACAAGGUCAGCCCCAUCACUGUUUAGCCACUAAUCUUAUUUUCUUUUAUUGUUUUUAUUUUCUGAAAAAGCACCAAAUAUGAGGCCAUCAGAAUCAGGAAUUGAGCAUUUGUGUGAUUUGAGCCUCUGAAACAGUCUUAGAAUGAGAGUGUGAUAAGACAAAGGACUUUAAUAACAAGCUGUUUUGCCAUAAUUAAGAUGAAUAGAAACUAGUUUAAUUUUCACAAUACUACAAAGUUUUAUUCUUGAAUGCAGUAGGAAUGGAUCCUUCCUCCCACAUGUAUCAUGUUUUCUUAAAAAAAAAAAAAAAGAAAGUAAAGAAAACCAGAAAAAUCCUGUACAAGUCUCUUUACUUUUCCAUGGGAUCUAGAAAUACAAUUUCUUUAAUAUAAUAAAAUCAAAUAGCCAUAUGUAUAUGGAGUUUAGUCCUUAUUUCAUGUUUAAUUUAAUAGAAAAUAUCAGGAUGUAUUGCGGCAUUGUCUAGGCUAUGAAGCUGUCGUGCUUGUGAGGUUGAGACACAAUGAAAUCUAAUUCCUGACUUCUGGGGUGUGUCUAAGACCCAAGAAAAGCUGCUUUGAAGGUGUUGUCUGAAGUGAAAUAGCUGACAAGAGCAUUGUCACUGGGCUCAUUCAGUCUGUAGCAGGGUUAGGGACUUGGUUAUUAUAGUCUUUUCCCAGUGAUUUGGAUACAGUGAUCAUAUGUGUGCUUUGGGGUCAAAAUCACCUGCUCAGAUGGUAGACCUGAGUUUCUGCUUGGCAGAUCAUCGAGCCUGGUUAGGGCAGUCAGCUCCAGCAGACACACAGCACCAACCAACAGAGUGAUACGUUGGUAGUAUUCUUAUUUAUCUAUCUAUUUUGGUGUUAAAUAAAACUCCAUUUUAUCCUUGUUCUCUUUUCCUGUAAACAUUCUGUGCAUGAGGCUACACAUUGCUUAGGUCAGUCUUCCACCUUGCCUUCAUGACUCCUCAGUGCUCAGCGUCACUUAAGAUCCUUGUAUUUUCUUAUGUCUGAGAGUAAAUAGUGCCAUGCCAGAUCAAUAGAGCAAUAUGGGAUAUCUGUGCUAUGCCACAGUUGUGCAGAGAUCUGAGGUUGCCUUGAACACAUGUAAUUCUUCUUUAAUCAUUCAUUCAUUCAAUUCAUUUGAACCUGCUUUGCAUAUAGAGGCAAAUGGAAAGCUUCAGCAGUCUGCUGUAGUUGAGGGGUCCUGGGAGACACCAGAGCAAAUGGCCUGCCAUGGAGUGAUAGUCUUCAGCAGAAACACCCAAAUGGGUUCUGGUCAGCAGAGGCCUGAGGUUCUCUUGAGUUUUUAUCUGGAAAGCAAAAGUGCCCUUGUUGAUCUCUGGCCACUAGUUCAGGCUGAGUGUCUGUACUGUGUAUCAGUUAAAAUCUAGUACCUAGUCACUUUGCAUUAGAAUCAUCCCUCUGUAUGAGAUGGCUAUGAAGGCUAUUGAGGGAUGGGGUGCAUUGUCACUCCUCUCACUAUAAUAAAACAAAAAGGAAUGGUGUGUUAUGGGAGCAGUAGUGGCAGCUUAAGGGCAUAUGGACUAAAGAGUCGUGAACAAAGUUCAUUUCGGUUAAAGCCUCUAAGUAGAUGGACACAUGGCAUCAUGUUUCAUUUUGAUAGAUUACUAAAUAGCUGAAGUUACAGUUUCCUGUAUAGACUGUCAUUGAAUACAAAUGUAAUUAGUGUCCUGGAUUGGACUUUUGAACUAGGAUGAAAAUAAAAGCACAGUUUCAAUAAAAUACAGUUUGGAGGUGCAUUGAUACUUACUUUUAGGGUUGAGAAGGGCAAAAUUUGCUGACAGACCAGUGCCUACCAUAAAUACAAGUUAGCUGCUAGUACACAAGCUACUCUUGCUUUAGUUUUAUAAAGGGUUCAUUGCUGUUCAACUGACUGCACCUUUCAGAUGGGACAUAAUGCUUUUUAUUUCCCACCUGAAAUGUUCUUUCAAUGUUCGGUGUCCCAUGCUGCCUUUUGACGAGACCCCAAAUUUUUUUUUGCAGCUGCCUUUUGAGCAUGACCCCCAAGUAAAAACAGCAGUUUUGCAUGCUCUCCAUCUAACCCAGAAAGCAUGUUCAUACUACCUAUGCAAGCAACCUAUUAAAAAGCAUACAGAGAAACUACACCAAACGUUGGGUUUUAAAAAAAGAAAAACAGACAACUCAGAUUCUGGAACUCUAUUUUUGAAUUUGUAAUUUUUAAAAUGUGGCUUAGUCAUCAGUUUAGAUGAGCAUGAAUGUGAAUUUUAGUUUGCUUUGUGUCUUUCUCUGUCAAUCUUUUUUAUCAUUGGUGAGAUUGUGUAUAUAAUAGUAUUUUGCAAGCAGGAGUGGAUUGGGUAUGUUGAACAUACACUGUUGUAUAUUCUGUAUUUAGCCUGAAGACUUUCCUAAAGUAUUUUGUUCUAAGAAAUAACCUGCCAUUUUCUAUAGAUUUUAAUUUUUUAUAUCUUCUCGUAUCCUUCAUGACAAGGAGAGAUAUGGCUUCACAUAGUGCUAACAAUUUUUAAAUGCUUCUGAAGAGACUUGGAGCUAUUUAGGAAGGUUCUGGGGCUUCCCAACCACCGUUCUCUGUAAAAUUAAGGGUGCCGCAUGUAUGAAAGUGUUAUAUAAUGGAUUCAGGUCUAGAUCCAUCUCACAUUCAUUUAAAACCAUUGUCUCCCGUGGGACACGGACAGGGACAGGGACAGGGAGGCUCAUAUUGUAUAUGAGAGGUGUCUUCGAAUCUCAUAUACACAUUGCCUCUUCUGGGUGAGUCACCUGAGGAUACUAGGAUCAUCAAGGGACUUGGAAUGUCUGGGCCUCUCCCAGACUCUUGGUGUCAAUUAGCACUGUUGGGUCCUGUGACUUUCUGUUUAGUUUCAGUCAGAAUUAAGAAGGAUGUGGUAUACCAUCUCUUUGCCAAUAACUUAGGGCAAGAAUCAUCACUGCCAUGCAAAGUACUCAGGAGGAAUUCCAGUUGUGUUGGACAAGAAAAUUAAAAGAAGGUGUCAAUCCCCUGCUUGAAAUUCAGGGGACACAGUGUUCUGACUUCAAGGCCUGAUUUGGACCUAUGAAACAUUUUAUGGAUGGCAUAUCACUUGCCAGUCUGGCAAUUGUUCUUACUUCCUGGUGGCAGGCAGAGUGCCCCCAAGGGUUCCAAAUUCAUUCCCAAAGCCUCUCUCCAGAUCCUAUUGUGGGCUGAGACCCGUGUAGGAGGGAAGUCACUCCAGAUUAUAAAAUGUGGCAGAAGACAAUAGAAAGCACCUGUCUAGCCUUGCAAACCCUGUUCUGCUUUUGACAGCAAGGUUGCAAGCUACAGGCUGCAGUGGGCCCCCCUGCUCAGAUUGUACUCCACUCUAGAUCUUUCCAACUCAGAAUGGAGCAUUAGGAGUCCUUUUAAGUUUAAAAACAAAUGUAAAACAUUUUAUUUGUAUUUUAGAGCUCUCAUUGCUAUUUUUUCAUGUAAUUAACAACAACAACAAAAAUCAAUUCUUAUCCAGGAGUUUGGCGGUAUGUGUUACCUACAGAGGCACAUGAAGUUUGGUUUUAAUCUGUGGUGAGCUGGGUGCACUAUACCAUCUUCAAAAUAAUUACUGUGUUGUGUGACCUCAUCCCUUCGAGCAUCAGGCUGCCUACAAAAAGGGAAAUGAAACAGUUUAUCUGACACGGUCCAUAUUUUCAGGAGUAAGGAAUCAGGAGAAAUCAGAGCUGGAACAGCUUUGGCACAGCCUCCCAGAGUCGAGCUCUCUGCUGCUGUGAACAUGCAGCAUGAACUUUCCUAGGUGCUAUUCCAGACUGGGGGACUGUGUUUCUGCACUUGCGGUUCUGUGGUCUUUCCGGUAGGCAUUUAUGUUCUGUGUAGGUCUGCCCACCGACUGUGCCUCUCACCACUGGUUAAAAUGGAAUUCAGGCCCCCUUACCAAAAUGGUUUCUUGGUUUUCUUGUGUAUUUACAGCGGCGUUUAUUUCUCUAGGUGUCUUAAAAGCUGCAUGUCAUAUCACUGUACACAAAAUGCUUUGGUGUCAUUCGCAAGCCAAUAAUGAACUCUAUAUAAAUUGUUCAGUGAAAGGAUGGCAGAGUAUCUAUCCUGCAGGCUGGAAGAAAGUGUAUCCUACAUUUUAAAUUAUUUUAGGCCAAGUGCAUGAGGUGUGUCACUGCCUUCUGUUAUUUAUUUGUAUAUUUUACUAUUCCAAGUGUAUGCACUUUUAAGAAGCAGAAUUUAUAUUUUUAUGUUUAAAACAUUUUAUUUCUGAGACAGCAGUUGGGUAUAUAGUAUACAAUUGGAAUUAAGAGAAAACUGGAAAAUGUAACAAAACAUAAUAAAUUUAUUACACAA
Molecule: messenger RNA, 10465 nt
Organism: Mesocricetus auratus (golden hamster)
Lineage: Eukaryota; Metazoa; Chordata; Mammalia; Rodentia; Cricetidae
Gene: Usp31
Product: ubiquitin specific peptidase 31
Exons: 16
Coding region: 171-4211 (1346 amino acids)
Biological process (GO): protein deubiquitination
Molecular function (GO): cysteine-type deubiquitinase activity
Source: RefSeq, a predicted model, not a curated record